Messenger RNA from Hylaeus anthracinus, 2067 nucleotides. It is a transcript of the gene exu, whose product is annotated as maternal protein exuperantia. The transcript is spliced from 6 exons. Gene Ontology annotation, molecular function: RNA binding; protein homodimerization activity. Bases 288 to 1505 code for a protein of 405 amino acids. The record is from RefSeq and is a predicted model, not a curated record. NCBI's taxonomy places the organism in Eukaryota, Metazoa, Arthropoda, Insecta, Hymenoptera, Colletidae. Gene Ontology annotation, biological process: bicoid mRNA localization.
GUGAUCGGAAUACGUAUACGAUAUAUUUUGCAUACGUGACACGAUUCUACCUAAGCGAGCUGCUUAUACAACGUAUCGCAGAAUGGGAAACAUUCAAGCUCUCUUAUUGGCAGACUCAGCUGACAUUAAACCGAGAUAGCAGCUGUUAGAUUAAUUUUUUAUUGGCGUUGAUGACGUAGUGUGAAUUCUUGCUACGGACGAUAGUAUCGUUUAUUUCCUAUAACGUGCGGAUCUAUUUCUGUUCCCGCUUCUGGUUAUAUUAGAUUUAUUAGCAGAUUAUAGCAAACAUGGUAUCAUCGACGGCAAUGGGAAAUAACAAAGCCAGUUCUCCCGCAAAACCGUGCGCGGUCGGUAUCGGUUCGGGCAAUUAUCAACUAGUCGGAUGGGACAUGGACACGACCGGCAAAAAAGUUAUAGACGAAAUAUGCCAAAUAGCUGUGUACACCCCUACUUGUUCCUAUUCUCAGUAUGUAAUGCCAUAUAAGAAUCUUAAUCCUCCAGCAAUGAAGAGACACAACAUGAGAGUUGUAACAAUGGGAAAGUUUCGCGUACUUAAAGACAGUAAAACUAAUAAGGUAUUAAAGAGCAAGAGUGAAAUCUCUUCGUUAACCGAUUUUCUUACUUGGCUGGAGACUAUCAGAGGCGAUGCAAAGGAUGGAAUAAUAUUAGUCUACCAUGAACCCCGUAAAGUUAUCCCUGCGAUGCUACUUGAAUCCUUAAAAAAGUAUAAUCUUUUGGAGAAAUUUAAAGAAACUGUAAAAGGAUUUGUGAAUGGAUUCAAUGUUGCAGAAGCAAAAUGUGAGAACACUGUUCGUUCCUAUUCUCUCAGGACAUUGUCGAGAGCUUUACUCAAUCAAGAAAAGGAGUUGGAUAAUGCGAAAGAUAGAGCAUGUCUAGCUUUGCAAAUAGUUCAGCAUUUGAGUUCGUUAGAACCAGCAAAUGGAACCGAAGCGAAUGGCAGUGGCGAUGGUGAUAGUACUGCGAAGAAAACUGUAGAAUUUAUUCGAGAGUACGUUCAACCGGUGGAAGUCGAAGAACGCGAGUACGCAGAACUGAAAAUAGUAUUCGAACGUCAAAAUAGUUUGAGACCUAUUUUUGGAGUCCUAUUCCGUGAGAAUCGACGGGAACGUCAACAUGCCAGUCCUCUGCGAAGACUACUUGCCGAAGCGGGAAUAGAAUAUUCCCAAUUACAAGAAGCUUGGAGCAAUGGGAAGAGAGAAGGCCUGGAGGAAUUAAUCAAAGAUAAAUUAACAACAGCGGAAGACAGGAAGAUAAAGGAUCUGCUGAUUGUUCUCGAAGGUCACUUUGACCCAGACAAGAAACCUAAAUCAAGGGUAUCACAGGAGAGAAAUGAAAUGAAAAUGAAGCAUUCAAAAAUCAGAUAUGACAAAGAAAACAAUAAUAAGAGUGACUCUAGUACUGAAACCUCGGACACAAUUAAUUGUAGUUCACCGCUCAACGGGAAGUCGGAGUCUGAGAAUAGUACAAUUAUAGCGGAAGAAUAAUAUAGUUGCAUCUUUCGGUACUCUUAAUUAAUUAUCAAUAUAAUCGAUACUGUUAUCAGUAAUCGAGCUUCAAGUCAUUCCGUUUAUUAUAAUUAUUAUUAUUAAUAUUACGAUAGCGUUGUUCGUGCGUGAUAAAGUAUAAGUGUUAUUUGUUGCAGUAUUGUAUUUAAGUUUUAUUUUUGUUAUAAGUAUAUAUAUUAUAUCCGUAUGGGAUAUAGAACUUGACUUAUUUAACAAACGCACAAAUGUACAAAUAAUACAGCGAUUACUUUUAGUUUUGUGAUAACGAAGAGGUUUAAUCAUUUUUCUUUUGUUUAACGAUUAAUUCUACGCUCAUUAUAUUUUAUUUAAUCAGAUCGGAACUGAAGAAACUUAUCUGCAAUACUUUUUCUUUCAUUAUUCUGAGAUUAGCAUAUGUUUUUUACUUAUUAUUAGCUCGCGUACAAAGCGCAUCAUGAUAUUAAAUAAUAUAUAUUUUUGUACCGCAAAGUUUAUCUAAACGAGUGAUGCGCUUGUUACAUUUUGCAGAGUUGCAAUAAUUUAAUAAAAACAUAAAAUUCUA